Messenger RNA from Pogona vitticeps (central bearded dragon), 4571 nucleotides. The record is from RefSeq and is a predicted model, not a curated record. NCBI's taxonomy places the organism in Eukaryota, Metazoa, Chordata, Lepidosauria, Squamata, Agamidae.
AUGGUUGGACAGUGUAACAUGCAUGCAAGAGAGCUGCACAUAUUUGGGGCUGCUACCAGCUCUUUGCUGUUGCCACCGCUGCCUGUAUUCAGAGCCACAGCUGGCCGUUUUGGCAUCUGCCAUAAGUACCGCCGUCUCUCCUCCCUGCUGCCCUCAAGGCAUGAGCGCCCCCUCCCCUGCCAACAUGGUUUGGGAGGAGACAAGACAGUUCUGUUGCAAGAAGAAGAUCAAGCUGCUGAUGGCAAGUCCAGCCAUGGCAACACACUCUUGUUAGGUUUCCAAGGAACUCCAACACUGUAUGGGAGACUGAUGAUUCUAGGACAGUGGCUGUAUGGGAGUCUGUAUGGGAGACUGAUGAUUCUAGGACAGUGGCUGAAGUCCUGUUGCACUAGGAGCAGUGGUGGCGAACCUUUUUGGAUUCGUGUGCCCAAACUGGUGACGGCGGAACCGGAGGUGGUGGUGGCAGAACCGGAAGUGGCGGCAGAAGGAGGAAUCCUGGCACAAGACCCCGCUCUCGAUCCGCUGGCAGCACCAGCUGCUCUGGAUCUGUCUGCCAAAGUGCCAGCACCACGGCUGCAGUUGCCUUCUCAGGAUGCUAAAGCUUGCCUAAGAAUUAACACUCACCCCCUCCCUGGUGUUUUUGUUGCAGACGUGACCCUGAAGGUCCACGUAAGUGAUGCCAGCACACAUCAGCCAGUCACCGAAGCCUUUAUUGAGAUUUUUACCAACCAGAUUCCUGUUGCUUCUGGAACCUCAGGAGCAGAUGGCACUGCCUUCAUCAAGUUUCAGUACAAGCUGGGCAGUCAGCUGAUCGUUACUGCGACCAAGCAUGCUUACGUGCCAAAUUCUGCACCAUGGAAACCUAUAAGAUUGCCUGUUUUUUCUUCUCUGAGCCUUGGCCUUCUUCCUGAACGUUCAGCUACUUUAAUGGUGUAUGAAGAUGUUGUGCAAAUAGUCUCAGGAUUUCAAGGUGCACGGAUUCAACCCAAAGUUCAUUUCCAAAGGAGAGCCUUGAAGCUGCCAGAGAAUACCAGCUAUAGUGACCUGACAGCGUUUCUUACUUCAGCUAGUUCACCAUGGGAGGUGGAUAGUUUUCCUUAUUUGCAAGGAUAUGAUGGCAAUGGAACUGGAAAUAACACUAGGUAUGAUCUUACUCCUGUCACUGCAGUUAGUGUUCACUUACUCAGAAGUGAUGGGACUCCGGUUCCAGUGAACGGGCCCAUCUAUGUCACAGUGCCUCUCCCAACAACCAACAGCUUGAAACACAACACUCAUGUGCCGGCUUGGAGGUUUGACCAAAAAUUUGGGACAUGGUUGAAAAGCAGCUUAGGCAUCAUAGAACGAGAAGGAAGUGAGAUGACCUGGACAUAUAUUGCCCCACAGCUGGGGUAUUGGGUUGCAGCCAUGUCACCCACAAAUCCAGGUCCCAUCAUAACCCAAGAUAUAACCACAUAUCACACAGUGUUUCUUUUGGCAAUCCUCGGAGGAAUAGCUCUUAUACUACUUGUUUUAUUGUGCCUCCUUUUGUACUACUGCAGGAGAAAAUGUUUGAAACCACGUCAACACCAUAAGAAACUGCAGUUGUCCUCAGCACUUAGUGGAGCCAAGAAGGAUCAGUCAACCUCAAUGUCCCACCUCAACCUAAUAUUCUCACGACGAGAGUCGGAAUUUCCUGGUGGGCCCUCUGCUGCUAGCAACAGGCAUGCAGAAUCGGCAGGCCAUAAAGAGCUGAUGGGAGCGGUUCAUAUGGAGAAAGGUGGUUUGGGCGGAGAGGCAGAUAUGCGUACUCCCAUGCUCAAACAUGCGUAUAGCACUUCGCAGGAAUUCAGUUCUCGGGAAGAACUGCUUUCCCACAAGAAGGACCAGAACCGAAUGUCUCUGGAGAAUAUGACCUCUGGUGACACUUUGAGAAAAGACUAUAUUAAAUUAGUGGAUGCUUUCCCUAUAAACCCAAGAAAAUCUGUAGAAACAUCGGAAGGCUAUGACUCCCCUGACAAGGAGGAUCAUAGAAGGAGUUACAAUGCAAUGUUGGCUCGGCCUUUGUUUGAAAAGCAAGAGCAAACAUCCAUGAAUCAUAUUUCGACUGGAAGUAAAUACAAUAUUCAGGAACCACUGUACCCCAUACCUUCAGCGCCUGAAACAGAACUGUUAGACUGCAGACCCUCUGAAUGUAUGAUGUCUCGCUCUGUCGACCAUCUUGAAAGACCUACAUCUUUCCCUCGACCUGGUCAGCUGGUUUGCUGUAAUUCUGUGGAUCAGGUUAAUGACAGUGUUUACAGAAAAGUAUUGCCUACCUUAGUCAUUCCAGGUCAUUACAUGAAACUCCCUGGGGACCAUCCUUAUGUUAGCCAGCCUUUGGCAGUUCCCACUGACCAGCCAAUCGAUAUCGAAAGACUCCAGGCAGAUCUGGCGAGUCCUCAUUCGCAGCUUUUCCCACAUUCCCAGCAACAGAUGCAGCCUCAACAAUUGGCAGCUCAGGCAAUAUCUCAACAACAUUUGCAAGAAGCUGGUGCGAGCGAAUGGAACCCGCAAAAUGUUUCCAUGUCGGAAUCGGUGUCCAUCCCAGCCUCGCUCAACGAUGCUUCUUUGGCCCAAAUGAACAGCGAAGUGCAGCUUCUUACGGAGAAGGCUCUCAUGGAAUUGGGCGGAGGCAAGCCUUUACCUCAUCCACGAGCGUGGUUUGUUUCUCUAGAUGGGCGUUCAAACGCCCAUGUCAGACAUUCGUACAUCGAUCUUCAAAGAGCUGGAAGGAAUGGAAGCAACGAUGCCAGUUUGGAUUCGGGCGUCGACAUGAACGAACCAAAAUCUGCCCGAAAGGGGAGGGGAGAUCAUUUGUCUUUGCAGCAAACUCAUCAGCAAGGGCAGACACACCCGCAGAAAGAGCAGAAAGCUCCGGACAGCACAGCUUACACACAGCUGGUCUAUCUGGAUGAUAUGGACCAAAGUGGUAAUGAAUGUGGAACUGCAGUGUGCAGUCCGGAAGACAGCACCCUGAGGUGCUUGUUAGAUGGAGGCAGCAGACGACCGGGUGGCCAGUUGCCCAGCUUGCAGGAAGAAACAAUAAAAAGAACUGUAGAAAGUUCACCAGAGCCUUUAACAAGUCCAGAACAUGGAACAACUGUCCACAGUGAAGUUGGAGAGGAGGACGAGGAUGAAGAUGAUGAGGAGGAUGACCAAGGAGAAGAUAAAAAGAGUCCCUGGCAAAAACGAGAAGAAAGACCACUCAUGGCUUUUAAUCUAAAGUGAGCUACAACAGAUUCUUUUUUUCUCCCCUUUCCCCAGAGGAAUAUAAAAUUGCCAAAUAUUUUUUUCCAGUGGAUGCUCUGGCUGUUUAAAGGGGGUGAAAAGGAGAUGAAAAUAACCCUCACGGCCAGGCAACAGAGAAAGUACACUUUAAGGAUUCCUGUGCAGAAUGAAAUCUGUUCCUCGGAAUCCUAUACGAGGAACAUGUCCUGCAAGAGAACAGUGUGACGUUAAUUCCGUUUACUUGAUAUUGGCCAUCAAGGACGUUUGGACAUAAUUGGCAUGUGGUAUGGCAGAUUAUGACCUCAGAUGUGUGAAGCAUUGUUGCAUUUUCUUGAUUCAAUGUUAUUGACGCUACUGAAAGGGUAUCUUCAGAGUUUGACACUUGACAUCUUAACAGAUAUGCAUUAUCUCAAAGGAAGGCUAUGCAUUGCUGCUUUUUAGUAAUCGUUUUGUUUAAACUAUGCUUUUCUUACUUAUUUACAAGGUAGUGGUAAAACAUUGUACGUCUCUUUCUCGUAGUCUGCUCAGCAACUGAGUUUUUUAUGUAUGUGGAGCCUGGGUAGCAUUUUGUGGUAUUUUAAAAAGCUUUUUUAUGAAACCAAAUUUUCAUAAAAAUUUUAAGUCAGCUGCAAUUCCUCCAGUUUUGGUCCCUAAUCCAAGUGCCUUUUUUACAGGAACAAUGAACAGCCCCUUCUUUUGCUAGCGCCUUGAAUAUUCAGAUUUUUUUUUUAAAUAAAAAAUUCUGAAGCUGUACCUUUCCUUUAAACUGCAUGCCAUCAAGUGUCUGUGCUGAAUGAUUCCUCAUUUCACUACAAUGUAUUCUCUCGUUAUGGUGUGUACUGUGGAUUCUGUUUAGCCGAGAUAGACUAGAGGACAUCUUUGGAAGACCCCAAAGCAGCCAAGGGGAUAGUUUCACUGACUGUACAUAUGAUGUAUAUAGGCUCGAGUGACAUGGAUCAUGGACCAAGCAAGUGAACUGAAUGUGUUUUCAAAAUGUCAGGCAAACUUUAUAUGUACUAUCAAAAAGUGCCAGGUAACACUUCUGUGCUUUCUCUACAUAAAGCUGCUUGGUUAUCCAAAAAUUAUAAUUAAAAAAACUUUUUAAAAGGAUUUUAAAAAACUCCUUUUUGGUGUCACAGCAUUAUUAUUUAGUAGACUAAACAAGGAUUCUGAAAGUGAUUAUUAAAGUAUAUAUGCCUGAGUCUGAUUAUUUAAUUCUUGCAGCAUCCUAGUUAAGGCCCACAACAGAUGUCAUGGCAUCAGACAUGGUUAUUUGCUUCUCUCAGCCUUUUUGUAGAGAUAUUUUAUAGGAUGACCUGCAGCAG